AUGGAAAGCGAAACACCACUACCUGCAUAUUCAGCACCUUUGGACCAGUUGCCUCAAUAUGAACCAUCCAUCAACUUUCAAGGUAUGGCUUUGAUCAAAACAGAAUUUAUCACACCAUACCAAGCAAACACUGGCACAAGAGCAUGGAAACCAGUUAUUUUGCAGAUGAACUCUACCCAGUUGCAAAUCUACAAUAUAAAUGUCGACAAGAAGUUGCAAGACAUAAUUGUCAACUUGUACUUUGAACUCAAUAGCUUGAACCAGCUAACAAUUGACUUGAACGCCGAAUACAAAAAGAACAACAAUGGUGUCGAUUUCGAUUUCCAUCGCAAUAGCGCCGAUGCCGAAUACUUGGAUGAUUUGUUUUCAGGCGAUGCAUAUGGCAGCGGCGGCCCUGUUGAUGGAUGCAAAUCGAUAUUCAACGAGUCGAAAUUUAGCAAACUUUGCAACAAGAUUAAGACACAAAAGACACAAAAGACAAUGGCCCAUAUCAAAGACUAUUAUCACAUAUUAAAAGAUAACCAACUAUUAUUUGAACCAAGCUUUAAUGAAAGUACAACAACAGCAACAGCAACAGCAAAAAAAAACUUUGACAAGUACAAAGGGCAACUCCUCCAUUGCUACUCCUUAGCCAAUUUACACGUUGGCGAAGCACCGUCCUUGAACCAGCUCAUCUCAGCAAUGUACAAGGAAGACCAAAGCUCAUCCCCAAGCAACAACUCUUCAUUAGUUAAAUACAAGAAUACAUUGCGGUUGCGAAUAGAAUACAAACAAAUCUUGCUUCAGUUUUGGUCAUUUCAUGCAAUGGUGAGUUGGUUUAGAAGCUUGAUGAUUGGGAAAGAUCUUAGUCAGCCAUUAGAGUCAAGAACAGUUACCAAGUUGAAAUCUAUACCAAGCCGAUUCAGCAGUAGAAACAAUGCCUUACUAGCAGCCACUGCUGCUGCUGCAUCAUACGGACAACGAAACAGAAGUGGUGGUGGAAGUAGAAAUAGAAAUAGAAGCAGGAGUAGAGGGAACAUUUCAAGUGAAGUUGUCGAAGAGCCAACAGAGAUUGAAGACGUUUACUCCAAUCCUACAAAUCAAUACUUGGCACACAAGGAGGAUAACACUAACAUUGAUAACAAUAACAAUAACAAUAAUGCUAGCUCGGCCGAGUCAACACAUAGCUCAGUAUUUGAACGCGAAUCACGUUCUAGCUCAUCAUCCAUAUCCUCCUCAUCAGCUUCAUCUUCUUCGUCUUUGUUUUCUACUUCCGAUUCUUCAGAUAUUGGUCUGGUGACUAUACACAACUACAAAUUCGUAUCCAAGGACAAUGUAUACACCACAGUUGAGAAGCAAUACAUUUCCAACUGUUUACCUGAUCUCAACUCAUUCGAUAAGUGGAGCGGCAAGUUGGUUACGAUAAGUAAUGCAGACCAUUUCAUUAGGGACGAGAGAAGCUAUAAGAACAAGAACGAUGUUUUCAUCAGCUACUCCGCCUUGGGCGACUUGGUCAAUUUGUACGAUAAGAAAUUUCAACAAUUGGAGAGUAAUUCGUUGGGCUUGCAUGCCAAGAAUAGUGGUAAAUUGUGCACUACAAGGACUUUUUUGAUCCAUCAAGAUGGGUUGGUUGCCGUAGCCUAG
Molecule: messenger RNA, 1623 nt
Organism: Lodderomyces elongisporus
Lineage: Eukaryota; Fungi; Ascomycota; Pichiomycetes; Serinales; Debaryomycetaceae
Exons: 1
Coding region: 1-1623 (540 amino acids)
Source: RefSeq, a predicted model, not a curated record